CAAAAACAGAACUUCUUACAUUUCCUACCAUAUUUCUUUUUCUUAAAUGGAUUGGACCAGAGGCCAUACCAUAGGCCACGGCUCCUCUGCCGCCGUCUCCAUUGCCAAAUCACGUUGCUCCGAUGAGGUUUUCGCUGUCAAGUCAGUGGAGCUAUCCCAGUCGCAAUUCUUGCAAAAGGAGCAAAAAAUUCUGUCCCAAUUGAGCUCCCCUUAUGUAGUUAGCUACAAGGGGUACGAUGUUACAAAAGAGAACGACAAACUCAUUUUUAACCUUAUGAUGGAGUACAUGUCAGGCGGCACAUUCUCUGAUGAAAUUCGGAAACAAGGUGGUCGGAUCAAUGAGCCAUUGAUCGGGUAUUAUGCCAAGCAAAUUGUACAAGGACUAGACUACCUACAUUCAAGAGGCAUAGCACACUGUGACAUUAAGGGGCAGAACAUUUUGUUAGGUAAAACCGGUGCCAAAAUUGCUGACUUUGGUUGUGCCAGAUGCGUUGAUCCAGCAAAGAGGGACGGUGGCGCCAUGGCUGCUUCAGCAGAGCCAGUUGGUGGAACGCCACUGUUCAUGGCACCGGAGGUGGCACGUGGGGAAGAACAGGGGUGUCCUGCUGAUAUUUGGGCAUUGGGAUGUACUAUUAUUGAAAUGGCCACUGGUAGAUCACCAUGGACUAAUGUGACGAACACAGCUUCAUUACUCUACAGAAUUGCAUUUUCUGGGGAAUAUCCAGAAAUUCCAAAAUCCCUGUCUGUACAAGCAACGGAUUUCUUAAGCAAAUGCUUGAGAAGAGAUGCAAGAGAAAGAUGGACAGCUAAACAACUCCUGAAUCAUCCAUUUCUUGAAGAAUCCAAUUCGAAUUCUACGACAAAUCAACAUUGCGUGACAAGUUCCCCAACAAGCAUUCUUGAUCAAGACAUAUGGAAUUCAGUAGAAGAAUCAGACACCAUUGAUCCUACAAUACAAACAGAAAGCUCAAUGGAUUCUCCUCUUCAAAGGAUAAGUAAAUUGGGCCAGAAUUCAGGAAAACCAAACUGGUGUUGGACUGAUGAGAUUUGGACCACAGUUAGAAAAACCAGUGAGCAAAAUGAAGGAAAUGACGACAAGAUAGUCUAUGGUAUAGUGACAUCUUUUUCUGAAAUGCAACUUGAAAGCUGUUUAGUUGCUGUGGACUUGGAAAUAAAUUACUUGAAUGAUAACUUUUGCUGUAAUGAUUUUCCGAGGCAUUUGACUUAUUCAGCAAAUAAAAUUCAGUGUUUAUAAA
This is a messenger RNA of Capsicum annuum, 1256 nucleotides long. Its product is annotated as mitogen-activated protein kinase kinase kinase 18-like. Bases 47 to 1255 code for a protein of 402 amino acids. Gene Ontology annotation, biological process: protein phosphorylation. The transcript has a single exon. Gene Ontology annotation, molecular function: protein kinase activity; ATP binding. NCBI's taxonomy places the organism in Eukaryota, Viridiplantae, Streptophyta, Magnoliopsida, Solanales, Solanaceae. The record is from RefSeq and is a predicted model, not a curated record.